Molecule: messenger RNA, 1870 nt
Organism: Xyrauchen texanus (razorback sucker)
Lineage: Eukaryota; Metazoa; Chordata; Actinopteri; Cypriniformes; Catostomidae
Product: elongation factor Tu, mitochondrial-like
Exons: 10
Coding region: 13-1353 (446 amino acids)
Biological process (GO): mitochondrial translational elongation
Cellular component (GO): mitochondrion
Molecular function (GO): GTP binding; translation elongation factor activity; GTPase activity
Source: RefSeq, a predicted model, not a curated record
UUCGCCCGCAAAAUGGCUGCGCUCGUGAGUGUCCGCGCGUGCCUGUCCGCUCUGCAGUUGACCUCCCCGAGUUUACUGCACAGCUCCUUUAAACUGUGUGCAGUUCCUCUGAGUCGGAGGAAUUUUGCAGCAGAGGCCAAAAGGGUGUUUUCUCGUGAUAAACCUCAUGUAAACAUCGGGACUAUUGGUCAUGUAGACCACGGCAAGACCACACUUACUGCUGCCAUCACCAAAGUUCUUGCCGAGGCUGGUGGUGCACGUUAUAAGAAGUAUGAAGAUAUUGAUAACGCUCCGGAGGAGAAGGCCAGAGGAAUCACCAUUAAUGCCUCGCAUGUGGAAUACACCACCGCUAACAGGCAUUACGCACAUACAGACUGCCCUGGACAUGCUGACUAUGUCAAGAACAUGAUCACAGGAACAGCUCAGCUGGACGGCUGCAUUCUGGUGGUGGCAGCAACAGAUGGUCAGAUGCCUCAGACUCGUGAGCACCUCCUACUGGCGAGGCAGAUCGGCGUGGAGAACGUGGUGGUGUUUGUGAAUAAAGCUGACGCCGUGGAGGAUAAAGAGAUGCUGGACUUGGUGGAGCUGGAGAUCAGAGAGCUGCUCACCGAGUUUGGCUACGAUGGGGAAAACACACCCGUUGUUAUUGGAUCGGCGCUCUGUGCCCUGGAGAACAGGCAGCCAGAACUGGGCGUUGACGCUGUUAUGAAGCUUUUGGAUGUGGUAGAUACCAAUAUUCCUCUGCCAAAGAGAGAGCUGGAGAAACCAUUCCUGCUGCCCAUAGAGGGAGUCUAUUCUAUUCCAGGUCGUGGUACUGUGGUCACUGGCACACUAGAGCGAGGGGUGAUCAAGAAAGGAGAUGAGUGUGAAUUUGUCGGACACAGUCGUUCCUUUAAGUCUGUUGUCACUGGUAUCGAGAUGUUCCAUCAGUCUCUGGAUCGGGCAGAGGCGGGCGAUAAUCUGGGUGCUCUGGUCCGUGGGCUGAAGAGAGAAGAUGUCAGGCGAGGAAUGGUGAUGAGCAAACCAGCAUCUAUACAGCCACACCAGAAGGUCAAAGCUCAGGUCUAUGUUCUGAGUAAAGAGGAGGGUGGCAGACACAAGCCAUUUGUCACAAACUUCAUGCCUGUCAUGUUCUCUCUCACCUGGGACAUGGCCUGUCGAGUACAGCUGCCAACAGGCAAGGAGAUGGUAAUGCCGGGAGAGGACACAUCUUUAACACUGACCCUCAGACAGCCCAUGGUUCUUGACAAAGGUCAACGGUUCACACUCAGAGAUGGCAAUAAAACCAUCGGCACAGGUCUGGUCACAGAUAUCCUCACCCCAGCAGAGGAAGACAAACACAACUGGGGCUGAGAAAGGAUUGGAGAGGAGUGAAGGGAUGGGAAGAGAAAAUCUUUUGAGACUGUGACUUUCAAAGCCAUGCCAGACUAAAGUUCAAGAAAUCUUGCUCUAGAUUGGUUGAAUGAUGGUUUAUGGAUUGCAAAAUUAAAUCUUUGUGUUCAUGGGAAUGUCUUUGCCCUGGUUGCUAAUAUUUUCACAGGGCUUUAAAUAUUUGCCAACCAAUUUUUGUCAAAAUGCUUUUCCCCAGACUACUUGGUCAAGAAGUAAAGUAUCCUUUAGUUUAGACAUCAAACUAUAAUAUGUUGUGUUUGGAAAGAUUCUUGCCAUGUAAACGCAUCAAAAUGUAUGAAAAAUGCACCGCUUUAUUCACAAGAAACAAUGGCUCAUUUGCAAAAAGCCUUCUGUAUAAUUCAUUGAGUCUUGUUGGUCUACAGACACACAUUUGGUUCUUUGCUGUCUGGUUUACAGUCAUCUGUCUAUAAAAGUGAUUAUACAAAUGUGGCUAAUGUAAUAAAAUGUAUUUAAUAGA